Phytophthora sojae is the source of this 1179-nucleotide messenger RNA. RefSeq lists its product as hypothetical. Lineage: Eukaryota; Oomycota; Peronosporomycetes; Peronosporales; Peronosporaceae. Gene Ontology annotation, molecular function: hydrolase activity; carboxy-lyase activity. The transcript has a single exon. Gene Ontology annotation, biological process: secondary metabolic process. Gene Ontology annotation, cellular component: cytoplasm. The record is from RefSeq and is a predicted model, not a curated record. Bases 22 to 1179 code for a protein of 385 amino acids.
CCGCCAUCUCCUUCUUCCACCAUGCCCCGCGCUCUGAGCAAGCUCCUGGCCACUCAAGGCAAAGCUUCUGUGCGUGACCUCGACGCCGUGGACCUGCACACGCACGUGUACCUGCCCCGCUACAUGGACAUCCUCCGCGCUCGGAAGGACGUGCCCUUCGUCCGCCCCGGAAUCGGCGGGGAGCGGCUCAUCAUCCUCCCAGCGGAGCAGCAGCAGCUGGGGGAGAGCCAACAGCAGCCGGGAGGCAUCAGCGCCGGCCGCCCCAUUGGCGGCGAGUACUGGGACGCGAGCAAUAAGCUCCGGUACAUGGAUCGCCACGGUAUCCGCACGUCCGUGCUGAGUCUGGCCAAUCCGUGGCUCGACUUCUUGCCCCUCGAGGAGCAGAUCCGACAGGCGACGCUGCUCAACGACGACAUGGAGACGCUGUGUCGUGGCUCCAAUGGCCGGUUCUUGGCCUUUGGCGUCGUGCCGCAGGACUCCACCACCGCGGUUGAAGAGGUUGAGAGACUGUCGAGUGGCCUCCCUCACGUCCGCGGGGUGAUCCUGAGCACCGCCGGCUUGAACGGCAAAGGGCUGGACGACCCGGAUAUGCUCGAGUUCUACCGGGCCAUGGAUCGCGCGGGGCUGACGAUCUUCCUGCACCCGCACUACGGAGUGGGGAACGAACACUACGGCAAGUGCGGACACGCGCUGUUCCUCGCGUUGGGCUUCACGUUCGAGACGACCGUGGCGGUCUCGCAGUUGGUGCUGUCGGGACUAUUGGACCAAGUGCCGGACACUUUGAGACUGCUGCUCGCACACUCCGGAGGCUCGCUGCCGUUCCUGGCUGGACGACUCGAUAGCUGCGUGGAGCAUGACGCCGCCAUCGCGCAGAAUUUGCAGCACGCGCCGAGUGUCUAUCUCAAGAGGUUUUACUACGAUGCGGUGGCGUACCACGAGCCGGCGUUGCAGUGUCUGAUCGACUUUGUCGGGGCGGAUAGAAUCGUCUUCGGCACGGAUCACCCGUUCUUCCCUCCUAUUAAGGACAACAAGGAGGUGCCGGAGGGAGAAGGUGGAGAAGACUUGAGCGAACUGGACUGGCACUCGACGUUGGCCAACUACGAGAUCAUGGCCAACAUGAGCAAGGACGUGCAGAGCGCCAUGCUACGCGACAACGCCAAAAGGCUGAUGGGGAUCUAG